UAGACUGGAGUAAUCCAGUGCAGCUCAAAGGAUAGUUCAUUAAACUUGAUGAUUUAGCGACAUUUUUUGUUUGCAACUAAUCGUGUCUGUGGAGAGGCAAUUUUAAAAAUUGCAGAGUUAAAGACUGUAGAAAAAGGGUUUUAGACGAGGUUUCAUGGUAGGUAAGCUCAGCACACUUGAGUUGGCCAAUAAACUGAAAUGUCACCUCCUCUCAAACCCUCGAAGUCUCCAGAGCUGUACAGCACACCACGGAAGGUUCCCACUGGGCUUUUCAGGGAAAGGAAGAAAUUGCGAGUUCUUAACAGCGAUGAUUCAAAGGAAAAUUUUGAAACGCCCAUCAAGACCAUUAUCUUUGACACCCGAACACGCUCAGUGACCCCUUCAGUAUUGAAGACACAGGCAAACCUUAUGUCCAAUGUGGAAUCCAGCAACAAUUUAUCUGGGAAGUCUGUUAGUCCCAGCCUUGCUAUGUUGAGAAUGACUCCAGGCCCAAGUCUGCAGGAGAAGCAGAAAUUACUUCAGGAGAAACACGAGAAGGCAAAAGAGUCCCUGGACAAGCUGGCUGUUGGGGGAGGAGUUAGUCUGUGGCCAGAAAUGGACAACAUGAGACUGACUGCAGAGGAGGGCUUUGUUCUCUUUAUAUCUUGUGUGCUGAUGAUUUUAUCAGUCUUUCUUGUGUUCAGAUAUCUACAUGGUCCCUUGUUGCUGAGCUUGCACAACUAUACAGGACAGGUGAAGGACUUUUCUGCAGGACAUCCAAUUAUAAGCAUCUCAGAAUCUUCCCUCAAGAACUCUGUCCUCACUUGGCACAAAGAUUUUUGGAAGCUGCUGGAUGAUAUCCAGAGGCAGUUUGAGACCCACCUUCUGCAAGCUCAUGCCACCUAUCUUCUCUAUCUCGGCCUGUAUUUUGUUGCGAUCAGCACUCUGCUUUACUAUCUGGCAGAUAAUGUGAUUCAGAAAAGCAGACUGACACCGCGGAGGAUAAAGAUUUGGGUUCUUCUUCUGGUUGCCACGGCAUCCUGGACGGUGCUGAUGCUGAGCUUACUCCUGUCCUCUCAGCACCUGGAACACUCCAUUGAGGUCACUGUACACAGGCUGCAGGAAGAGCUGGCUCAUCUUGCUACAGUAGACUUCGAUCUCAAAGCUUAUCACAAUGUUGCUGCUUACUGGAGAGUUCGAUGCCUUCCACCAACUGCCAAGGGGACCCUUAGUGUGUUUGGACUCAUUCCAGUGCGGGAUUUAUUCUUUUAUUUGCAGUAUUAUAGUGUGCCUGUCCUCACUGCUCUUUGUACUCCUGUUCUCAAACUGCUGCUGGCCCUGAAGGAAAUCUAUUUCAGCCCACAAAAACCCAGACUUGCAAAGAGACUGUAGGAUGACUCGGGGAGUAGUAUGCAGUACUGUUGAUGUGCAAUUUGUUUUUACAUUAUUUUGUUGGCAAUAUAUGUUUUUAAUGUAUUUUAUAUAGGUUUUAUUUUAAAUAAAUGUAUGUGUUAUAUUUUCCUUAAUGCAAGGAACGGAGUUUAAAAUGGAAAUAAAAAGGAUUUGCAUAACACUAAGAAAAUAUAGGGUAAUGAAGAGCAUUGUUUUACUUGCUUAGAAGUUUCCGUUUCAUGUCACUGUAGAUGCCAUUUAAGCACCUGUCUUUGUAUUAUGUUAGGGAUGCUGGUAAAUAUUUUACCUGGAAAGAGACAUGUUAAGAAAUACCAGGUAGUAAUAUAUGUUUGCAGACCUUAAUCUCUCUUCCAAACUUGUUGAGGGAUCACACAGCCGUCCUCCCAAAGAAUGUUGGGAUAAAAAGCUGCUUUGUCUUGCACCAUCUUACAAGAUUUGACUUUAAAAUAUCAUUAUGUACAGCAGGACCGAAAUGUCUUCCAUCGAACACAAAUGUUUGAUCUUUGAUUGUGAAUUCAUAUACUGUGAUUUGGAAGGCACAGUAGAAGCAGGUCUUCUAAAAUGUCUGUGGUGCCUAUGCAAGAUCCAGAAAUGAAUCCAUUUGAGGCCAUGUGGAACCACCUGAAAUCGGGAAGAAUUCUAACAAACCGAUCAGUCAUGUGAAAUGUCUCACAGGAUAUUUGGUAUGCAUGGUACUCCCAGGCUUUCACACAAUUGCCGUGACAUACUGUAAUAUGGAGAGACAGAAAAAGUAAAAAGUAGACAUACAAGUGGGGCUGUGGUUAGCAUU
Molecule: messenger RNA, 2182 nt
Organism: Lepisosteus oculatus (spotted gar)
Lineage: Eukaryota; Metazoa; Chordata; Actinopteri; Semionotiformes; Lepisosteidae
Source: RefSeq, a predicted model, not a curated record